AUGUCAGCAGUGGCAGAGAAGGAGGUAGACGUGGAUCAACCUAACAGGAGAAAAAUAGGUGGUCCAAUAAUCGAGGCCUCCCAGGAGCCUGAAGAAUACCAACAAGCUUUGAAGAUAAUUCUGGGAACUGUGGUUGGAGUUAUUGCCCUUGUUGGUAUCAUAGCUUUAAUACUACUGCUAUAUAGAUUAUGGAAGAAACAACAGAUAGAUGAGCUAGAUAUCAGUCAAAAACAGCUACCAAAUGUACUACUCCUCUACUCUGAUGAUUGUCCUGUACACGAGAAGGUUGCUCAGUCAUUGGCUGGAUAUCUUAUCGAGAGCUGCGAUUGCAAUGUCUUCUUCGAUCUAUUUGAGGAGCAGAUAAUCCACCAUCGCGGCCUGGAUACGUGGCUUGUUGAACGCUUACAGGAAGCUGAUAUCAUUAUGGUUCUGUGUAGUAUCGGUGCUCGGUUGAGAUGUUCAAAGAAGCGGAAUCGAUUCAAAGCAUCCAGUGAUCGCACAUUGUCUGAUUAUUUUGCAGUAGCCGUCGAUUACGUCGGUGAAAAAAUGCGGGUUGAACGAAGCAAGGAUCAAUCUUUGUCGAAGUUUGUGACAGUUUUCAUGGAUUACUCUACAUCUAGUGAUAUUCCCCCUCAAUUAGAGGCUGGAGCAAGGUUUUGUCUGAUGAAGGACAUUAACAAACUAUACCACUAUAUUCACGGCGUUCAUGUUGACGAUAACUCAUCAAAAUCUGAAGAUUCUUAUCCAGGGGUAACUGAUAAAAAUUUUCAAAAUAGUGAAGUGGGUACAGAGUUAUUCGUCGCAAUCGAACAAGCGCGGGAAUAUUUCCGUAAAAAUCCUAAUUGGGUCGAUGAUCGACUGGAACAGAUGAACCCACCAAAUAUUGUGAAAGCCAAAGCUAGACAUUAUCGCAAAAAUUCCCUAGAACAACCACUACUUAGUAACUACAAUAAAAACGACUCAAGAAAUUUACACAACUCAUCAAAAGUUGAUGCAUUGAUUGAAGUUCACACAUUGCCAAGAAUUUCGAAAGAUCAAACCACAUCAAAUCUUCCUUACAGUCGACAGAAUUCUCUCCCCUCUUCACUCAGCAGUCAACUUACAGGGCAGAUAUCAACAACGCAAGUGAACAUAUCAAAAAGUUACGAACUUAUGCCGGGAAGCGAUCAUUAUAACAGUGGUAUCUGUGUGUUUUGUGGUCAGGAGACACACAAUGACGGAGAGUAUAAAUGCCCAGGGUUGAAAAGAACAGUCAAAAAUACUGACGAUGAUGUUGAAUCAAACACGUCUCGUUCCAAAAGCAAAUCAAUGCCUACAGUAUAUCCUAAUAGCAUUAACAGUUCUCAAACAGUCUUUCAAGCCGAGGUUCACAAAGCGUGGGAUGAAGGUGGACGUAUAUCACCGUCAGAUUCUCAAGAUACAGAGUCAUUCACUGGUUCUGAUACGUUAGAACGCGACAUUCGUUCACUCACUGUACCUCCCACCUUCGACCAUGUACAUUAUUCUAUUUCGUCCCAUUUCUUCACCGAACCAUAUCAACUAUUGCCAACCCUCGUUCAUUCAAACUCGGAUCAUCGUAUUAAACCUGUUCCCACCUUAUUACGAGUCAAUACAAAUCAAAAGGAAGAUGAAGCACUUUUUCUUGUUCCUUCUCUAGAGAACGCUAUACCAUUAAAAAUACUGUGA
This is a messenger RNA of Lottia gigantea (owl limpet), 1686 nucleotides long. RefSeq lists its product as hypothetical. NCBI's taxonomy places the organism in Eukaryota, Metazoa, Mollusca, Gastropoda, Lottiidae. The record is from RefSeq and is a predicted model, not a curated record. The coding region runs from base 1 to 1686 and encodes 561 amino acids. The transcript is spliced from 4 exons. Gene Ontology annotation, molecular function: interleukin-17 receptor activity.